This is a messenger RNA of Thamnophis elegans (Western terrestrial garter snake), 2506 nucleotides long. It is a transcript of the gene FKBP8, whose product is annotated as FKBP prolyl isomerase 8. Gene Ontology annotation, molecular function: peptidyl-prolyl cis-trans isomerase activity; protein binding. NCBI's taxonomy places the organism in Eukaryota, Metazoa, Chordata, Lepidosauria, Squamata, Natricidae. The transcript has 9 exons. The record is from RefSeq and is a predicted model, not a curated record. The coding region runs from base 169 to 1392 and encodes 407 amino acids.
CCCCCCCCCAAACACCCACACAGCUGCCUGAAUUCUUGAACGGAGAGAGAUUGAAAGGCCGGAGGGGCCCUUUAAAGAGUGGCAGCGGGAGAAGCGUGCCUCUGGGAAUGGGCAGAGUGCAUUUCUGCGUAGACAGCAAGCUCAGCUGAUCAGAAGCGCAGCGGCGCCAUGGCUUCUGGAGGGGAAGACCUGGACGACUGGGCGGGCACCAGUCUAGUCGACUUGACCUCAUCUGAACUGGCAUCCACCCAGGGUUCCAUGAUUGACAACGGGGAAGAUUUUGAAGUCCUGGAUAGUACAGACGACGGGGAUUUAAGUGGUCUCCCACCACUGGAGGAUGUCCCAACCAGCUCUGCCAAAAAAGACAACCAAGAAGCGAAAGUGGAACAUCCAUCUAAGGAAGAGUCGGAGGCGAGCCAGGAAUGGCUUGAUGUUUUAGGGAAUGGCUUACUGAAGAAGAAAGUCCUCUUACCAGGGCAAGGCCAGGAGACCCGGCCAUUCAGGGGCCAGGAUGUGACCAUCCGGUUUAAAGCAAUGCUGGAGGAUGGGACAGUGGUGGAGGAAAACCCCAGACUCACCUUCACGCUGGGGGAUUUUGAUGGCAUCCAGGCCCUGGAUCUCUGUGUGCAGCUGAUGGACAUGGGGGAGACAGCGCUCAUCACUUCAGAUGGGAAUUACUGCUUCGGCCCACUGGGGAGGAUUCCCGACAUUCCUCCCUGUGCUUCCUUAACUCUCGAGGUGGAAUUGUUGACAGCCCAGGAUGCUCCUGAUUUGGAACUCCUCAGCGGGAAAGAGAAAGUCUCACUGGCUAACCGGAAGAGAGAAUAUGGCAAUGUUCACUACCAGCAAUUAAAUUACGUUCUGGCCGCCAAUUCCUAUGACAUUGCUCUCAAGGUCAUCAACUCCAAUACUAAAGUGGAUUUCAGUGAGGAAGAAGAGGCAGAGCUGGUGGAAGUGAAGAUAAAAUGUUUGAAUAAUUUAGCAGCGUCCCAUCUUAAGCUGGACCAUUUUGAGGCUGCCCUGCGAGCCUGCAAUCAAGUGUUGGAGCAACAGCCAGAUAACAUCAAGGCGCUGUUCCGAAAGGGAAAGGUUCUGGCACAGCAAGGGGAAUACAGUGGGGCCAUCCCUAUCUUAAAGACUGCUCUGAAGCUGGAACCAUCAAAUAAGACCAUUCACACCGAGCUCUCGAAACUGGCCAAGAAGCACGCUGACCAAAAGAGCAUCGAGGCAGAGAUGUACCGCAAGAUGCUGGGGAACCCUGGGUCCACCAGCCCCCCAGCGAAGUGCAAAGAUAAAUCCUCCUGGACAAUUCCGUGGAAGUGGCUGUUCGGUGCCACUGCUGUAGCGCUGGGGGGCGUAGCCCUGUCAGUCAUCAUAGCAGCCAGAAACUAAGGCCGACCUGCGGUUGAUGACUUUUGAGGAAUCAGGCUUGGAGAUUUGGCCCUUCCUUCCUCCCAGCUCCUGCCCCUCUUCCACCACCUGGCCCCCUCAAGGACUGGCAUACGACUUUGCACCGGUGUCCUCCCCUCUGGACUGUAGGUUGACUGAGUGGGGGGGUGGGCACAGCAGACUUGGCUCUCCUGCCCAGCAGAAAGACUUCCCAGCCUCCAGAGUUGAUCAGAACAUCAAUGAAACCCUUUUGCAGGAGAUGCCCGGGGUGGCAAGAGAGAUUCUUGCACCAUCUGGAGCUGCAGAAGUGAGAAGAAACCCAAAGGGUCUGGGUAUAUUUUGCAGGAGAGGGCAGGAAAACAGGCCUUGGCUCAAUGGCUACCAUUCACUUCUCUCUUUCUUUCUUUCUUUCUCUCUCUCUCUUUCUCGCUCGUGUGGGUUUUUCUUAUCCUUGCGCUAUAGCUGGCCCCGCAAAAGAUCCGUCAAAAUGAAGGAAGGAUAUUUCUGGGGUCCGCCGGGCAGGGGGAAGAAACGAAGGGACUGCAAAAAUAAAAAUAAAAAUAAAAAAGAGUUGCAUUGGUUUUAGAACAGAUUUAGGAGGAGAAGUUUAGAAACUGUUUAGACCUGGCCUUAGGCCAGGUAGAAGAGGCCAGGACUGUGAAGAUAACUCCUUUAGUGCUCAGGAUUGGUUUGGGUGGGGGUCAGAGGGAUUUUGGUUUGUCCAACCGCCUUCCGUGAAAGCUUCCUUGGAGAACCUCAGGGGUUUCUCUAGAUUUCAUUUUGGUUUGUUCCAGGUGUUGAAAACAUGCCUGCAGGGAACAUGUCUGGGUAAAAAAUGACCUGGAUUGCUUUCUUUUGAUCGUCUUCAGGAAGCCAAAUCGGGAGCCAAGGAACUUCUCCAUCGUUGCUCAAAAUCUGCUUUCAAACUUUACUGGUGGCUUUUCCACCCCCUGACUGUCUCCUUUUUAAGCCACCCAACUUUUCAGUUUGCAGCACCGGGUGCCACUCGAACCCGGCGCUGUUUUUCUUUGGUACAGUUUUUCUCACUCUCUACAUUUUAAAACUGUGAACAGCUGCGACAUCCUCAUGUUCUAAUAAAGCAACAUCUCUCAGCAGA